AUGCCGCCUCCACGACGUAAAGUGCUUGCAACAGCAGAAGACACACUGUUCCCUCCAGAUGAGCUGUCACCGGGGCAGGAGAUCGCACGAGUGAUCAAGGCCACAGGAAACAACAUCUACUCCAUAGAAUUGCCCUCGAAAGAAACGGCACUGGUGGAAUUGCCGUCCAAGUUCCGGUCCACUAUUUGGAUGAAGCGGGGUUCCUUUGUGGUAAUCGACACCAAUGCCCUCGAGGGUCGCGACAAUAAGCUUCGGGGAGAGAUUGUGAAUAUCGUCCGGGAUGAGAAGGCCUGGCGCAAAAUGGCCUUUUGGCCCAAAGAAUUUGUGAGACAGCCCGUUAUGGGAUCCGACGACGAAGACGAAUCGAACGUCGGCAAAAUGCCAUCUUCCGACGAAUCUGACGGAUAUUGA
Messenger RNA from Aspergillus calidoustus, 411 nucleotides. The record is from the annotation of a GenBank genome assembly. NCBI's taxonomy places the organism in Eukaryota, Fungi, Ascomycota, Eurotiomycetes, Eurotiales, Aspergillaceae.